This is a messenger RNA of Nicrophorus vespilloides, 1329 nucleotides long. RefSeq names its product fork head domain transcription factor slp2-like. Gene Ontology annotation, cellular component: nucleus. The record is from RefSeq and is a predicted model, not a curated record. Bases 99 to 1118 code for a protein of 339 amino acids. Gene Ontology annotation, molecular function: sequence-specific double-stranded DNA binding; DNA-binding transcription factor activity. The transcript has a single exon. Gene Ontology annotation, biological process: regulation of transcription by RNA polymerase II. NCBI's taxonomy places the organism in Eukaryota, Metazoa, Arthropoda, Insecta, Coleoptera, Silphidae.
AAUCAAAAAGCAGCCGGUCGGUCGCGAUACUCGCUCCGCGCAAGAAUCUACUACAUCAAUAGUAACAAUAAUAAUAACAACAACAACAGCAGAAUUAGAUGAAUAACAAUGGGAAUAUGGCUCGCAUGGACGGAAAGUUAACUGUAACAACGACGACCACCACUACGAUGCCGUUAAAGAACUUCAGUAUAAGCUCUCUUCUUCCUGAGACUGUGCUCGAUGUGCCUGCUCCGAGUCCGGAAGUGCUUCCGGAAAGUGAAUCCGAUUCGGAUCUGGAUGUGACUGGAACUCCUCCACCUCUGGAUUGCUCCAAGUCGGAUGAGAAGGAGAGCCAAGGAAAGGAUGAGAAGAAGACGAAUGAUAAGCCACCGUACAGUUACAACGCUUUGAUCAUGAUGGCCAUCAGGAAUAGCCCGGAGAAGAGGUUGACGCUGAACGGCAUCUACGAAUACAUCAUGCGCAACUUUCCGUACUACAGAGAGAACAAGCAGGGAUGGCAGAAUUCAAUAAGACACAAUCUCAGUUUGAACAAGUGCUUCGUGAAAGUGCCCCGACACUACGACGAUCCUGGUAAGGGAAACUACUGGAUGCUAGAUCCGUCCGCCGAGGACGUUUUCAUAGGCGGUACGACGGGAAAAUUGAGGAGGCGUUCGACGGCCGCUUCGCGCUCCCGCCUCGCCGCCUUCAAACGGUCCAUGGUCCUCUCCAGUUAUCCCACGCCUUUCCAGCCCUACAACCCAAUGAUGGGUCUGUAUCAGAAUCCAACCCUGCUUGCAACGAUGUACCAGCGGUACAAUCCCUAUCUGACGAUGCUGCCGAAGCCAUCCCCCUUGCCGCCUAGCAAUUUCGGCGUCGAUAGGUUGAUUGCACCAGAAGCCUUUUUGCGCCACCACCAGCAUACCGGGGGCGUCGGCGGCGGCGCCGGGGGCGGGUUCGAUCUGUUCCCCUCGUUGAGGUUACCCGGACAAAUGCAGCAUCCCAUGCAGCAGCUGCUGCAGCAGCAUCAACAACAACCCCAAUCUCUCGGCCCGCACUCCAGCUGCUCUAGCAGUCCUGAGCCCCGGGGCACUCCCGACGCCAUCCACAAACCAGUGACUGUGAUUACGCGACAAAGUUGAACGGUUAUUCCUGUUCGCACCUUUCUGUAAAUAGUACCUUAGUAGUCUCUUUCUCGAAAAAAAAGAAGAAACAAAUCGAAGAACGCAAGGAACAACUCGUGGUUACGGUAAUUCAAUUACUCACACCGAAUCCAAUUCGCUUUGCUUGAUUUGAUUAAUUAUAGAUAUGUACAUUUCCUAUUUAUUGCAAUAUUUAUUACCAAUAAUAAUU